Molecule: messenger RNA, 1025 nt
Organism: Saccostrea cuccullata (small rock oyster)
Lineage: Eukaryota; Metazoa; Mollusca; Bivalvia; Ostreida; Ostreidae
Product: carbohydrate sulfotransferase 1-like
Exons: 2
Biological process (GO): N-acetylglucosamine metabolic process; sulfur compound metabolic process
Molecular function (GO): N-acetylglucosamine 6-O-sulfotransferase activity
Source: RefSeq, a predicted model, not a curated record
CAUCUUUUACAGCGAGAGGUCCUGUGCCAGCUGUGAUUUUGACGUAUAUGAGGAGCGGAUCCUCAUUUUUUGGAGAAAUGCUUCAAGCGAGCGAGGACGUUUUUUAUCUGUUUGAGCCACUCCGGACUAUACAGUUUCAUAUAAGAAAGAGCAACACCUUUAGAUAUCUAGAUGGUGGGAGCAGAAACUACACAAGCUUUCUAGAUGCAGCAGGCGAUGCUUUGAACGAAAUCUUCCAGUGUAAUUUUGAAAAGCUUCCUCUACCGUUUUUUGCUGAUGGAUUUUUAAAGAAGGGAAGAAAAUCAAGGGAAUUUAAAGCUUGUUUGGGAAAUAAAUCCACCAAUAAUAUAAGUGCCACUUCAGCAACGUAUCAGUGCAUAAUGAGGAUAAAACAUCUCUGUCUAGAAUCAAAGUAUAUUAUCAUUAAAACUAUUCGGAUACCCUUGGCAGUUUUAGUUCCACUCUCAGAGCUAUUUCCCGAUCUUAUGAUCCUCCAUUUAUUAAGAGACCCACGACCAACUUUAAAAUCUCAGUCUCGCUUUGGAAUUGUGAAAAGUAGGUUUUUACAAGAAAAUGCUACUAGUUUUUGUAACAGAGUAUACACUGAUAUAAUAAUAGCAAAACAUACACCCACUAUUGCACCACAUCAUUAUUUCCCAGUUUCCUAUGAAAAUUUAGCCAAGUAUCCAUUACAGAUGGCAAGAAAUAUUUACAGAUAUCUGGAUAUAAAUUUGAAUGAUAACGUUACGUCUUUCAUUGAAAACAUGACUAUGGCGGAUAAAACCUGUAGUGAGUCCCGAAUUGCAAAAACAAUGUGUACAAAGUCGUCCAAUUCCAGUGCGGACGCCGACAGAUGGCGCUCUAAGAUACCUUUCGGUUUCGUGUCUAUAGUGGACAAUGUCUGUUCCCUGUUAUACAGGGUUAUUGGUUUACGUAGUAUACCUAGUGAGGUUCAUUUAAGGAAUCUUUCAUUCUCUCUGAGAGGAGAUACCUUAGCUGACACGGGGGAUUUCAGAUAUAUAUAA